Cryptomeria japonica (Japanese cedar) is the source of this 1452-nucleotide messenger RNA. Its product is annotated as putative alpha-L-fucosidase 1. Bases 1 to 1452 code for a protein of 483 amino acids. The record is from RefSeq and is a predicted model, not a curated record. Lineage: Eukaryota; Viridiplantae; Streptophyta; Pinopsida; Cupressales; Cupressaceae. Gene Ontology annotation, molecular function: alpha-L-fucosidase activity. Gene Ontology annotation, biological process: glycoside catabolic process; fucose metabolic process. Gene Ontology annotation, cellular component: lysosome. The transcript has 4 exons.
AUGAAAGGUGUUGUGCUCGCUGUGCCACCUCUCGGCCAAUGCGAGGUGGGUUUUUGUAGUUUAAAUGUUCCACCUCCUCUGCCAGUUUUGCCAGUGCCGAGUGCAAGUCAGCUGAAAUGGCAGCAGAGAGAAAUGGUUAUGUUUAUGCACUUCGGUGUUAAUACAUUCACCAAUAAUGAAUGGGGAACAGGGAAAGAGGAUCCUAAGUUGUUCAAUCCCAAGGGGCUUGAUGCAAAUCAAUGGGCCACAGUGGCCAAGGAGGCUGGAUUUUCUCUCCUUGUUUUGACUGCCAAGCACCAUGAUGGCUUCUGUCUCUGGCCUUCUGCAUAUACAAAUCAUUCGGUGAAAAGCAGCCUGUGGGAAAAUGGAGGAGGAGAUGUUUUGAAGGAUCUAUCAGAGGCAACCAGGGCCCAAGGCCUGGAUUUGGGUGUGUAUUUGUCUCCCUGGGAUCGUUUUGAGCCUUUCUAUGGGAAAGAGGUGCAGUACAAUGAAUUCUAUUUAGGGCAGCUGCAGGAGCUUCUCACCAAGUAUGGCCCCGUAUCAGAAGUAUGGUUUGAUGGAGCCAAAGGAGAUAACACAACGAUGACAUACUUGUUCUCCGAGUGGUUUGCCAUUGUUAAAGAGUUGCAGAUAUAUGCAAACAUAUUCUCAGACGUAGGACCAGGCGUCAGAUGGGUGGGGAACGAAGAUGGGGAAGCAGGAUUAACCUGUUGGUCCACCAUCAAUAGCUCUUCCUAUCACAUUGGCCAAGCAGGCACUGAGGGGUAUUUGAACACUGGAGACCCAUAUGGAACGGAUUGGAUUCCUCCAGAAUGUGAUGUAUCCAUCAGGACAGGGUGGUUUUGGCACUCGGAUCAGAAACCCAAAUCGCUAAGUCAAUUGCUGGAUAUCUACUACACUUCAGUGGGGAGAAACUGCCUUCUUUUGCUCAACAUACCGCCAAACACAACUGGCCUUCUGUCUGGAGAAGACGUAGAAAGAGUAAUGGAAUUCGGUAAGGCCAUAAAAACCAUUUUUUCUGUGGAUUUGGCUGCUUCAGCUUCUGUCACAGCAAGUAGCGUGAGAGGGCCAGCCUUCAGCCCUAGCAAUGUAUUGAGCAACGAUCUUUGGACUUACUGGGCACCCAAGGAUUUGGGGAGCAACGAAAAAUCUCAUUGGAUAGAACUGAAAGUUGAAGAGGCUGUUGAAUUUAACGUUGUGAGGAUUCAGGAGAGCAUAGGACUGGGGCAAAGGGUAAUGGAAUAUGGGGUUUAUGCAUCGGGUGGUGAUGAGAAGAAAAUGAUGCUUGUGAGUAAUGGGACUACAAUUGGGUACAAGAAGCUUCAUAGACUUGAAAAGCCUGUGAAAGCUAUUACGGUUUCACUAUUUAUUUGGAAGUUCAAAGGGGAUGUGCCACUUAUUUCUUCUUUUGGCCUGCAUUUUGAUCCAUUUUACAAUGCAGUUUCGCCAUGA